This is a messenger RNA of Penicillium antarcticum, 933 nucleotides long. RefSeq lists its product as uncharacterized. Lineage: Eukaryota; Fungi; Ascomycota; Eurotiomycetes; Eurotiales; Aspergillaceae. Bases 1 to 933 code for a protein of 310 amino acids. The record is from RefSeq and is a predicted model, not a curated record. The transcript is spliced from 2 exons.
AUGAGUCCCAAGAUCGGCAUCUUUCCGGCAUCUGGUGCUCUCGGCACGAGCAUCUUGAACCACCUGGCGAAGCUCGUCCCAGCAUCUCAACUUAUUCUCAUCGCUCGGCGUCCCGAGAAGUUAGAUGAUUUCAAGAACGAGGGUGCCAUCAUCCGCCGAGCAGAUUAUGACGAGCCACCUACCUUUGAGACAGCAUUUGAAGGCGUGGAUAUUUUGAUGCUGAUAUCAUAUGCAUCCUUUGAGAUCAAGCACCGAGUGAAGUCACACCAACGUGCAAUUGAUGCCGCAUCCAAGAGUGGUGUCAAGCAUAUCUUCUACUCGUCCCUUGCAUUCGCCGGCAAUCUGAGCGACAAGAGUGUUGCCCAUGUAAUGGGCGCACAUCUAGAGACUGAAAAGUACCUAGCUUCACACACAGGGAACUUUACGUACACAUCCGUUCGUAUAGGCAUCUAUUCUGAAUCAUUCCCGAUUUACACAACCUGGUUCGAUCUUCGGAACCCCACAGACGAGAUCGCAAUUCCUCACUCUGGGGGUGGACCUGGUGUCGCGUGGGCAAAGCGUGAUGAGUCGGGCGAAGCUACUGCCAAGCUGAUUGUGUCGUAUGCCAACGACCCCGUCAACUUCAAAUAUACGAACCAGCUCGUCCUUCUUUCUGGGCCACGCGAAAUCUCUCUCGCUGAGACUGUCGAUAUACUAGGUCAGGCUAUUGGGAAAUCUAUCAAGAUUAGGGAGAUAUCUGUGGAUGAAUAUGCUGCUCUUCCUCAAAACGCCGAUUACCAUACCUACCACGGGGUCAAUCUUUCGAGGGAGUGGGCUACUGCCUGGGAGGCUAUCAGACAGGGCGAAACUGCUGUCGUGACGCCCACUCUUGGGGAGAUUCUGGGCCGCGAGCCGGAAAGUUUCGAAACUACCAUUAAGGAAAUGGUGAAAUGA